GACGCUGUCUGGUAACCAAGGACGAUUCACACCCUGACAACAUUAAAAAGCGCUGAAACUUUGCAACACAACACUGCACAAGCUCGCAUUUCAUUAAUUUAUAUUCACACUAAAUUUAGGACGGAAAAUAUUUUUCUUUGGAGUCGAUAAAACGAACAGUUUAGACUAUUUUGUUGUCAGUUACACUAUGUAUGCUGCAAGUGCAACUGUAUUUUUUUCGCAAGUCUUAUUUUUUCCCUUACAAUACUGGAUUAUUUUUUAAGUCGAUUAAAUUGAUUUGAUUCAAUCCAAGCCAUGUCUGGAAUUCAGCAUGCAUCCAAUCAAAGCAUCAAGCCUUUUAAAUCCGGCGAGGAAUAUAUCUAUGCCAUGAAAGAAGACCUGGCAGAAUGGCUGGGAGAUUUAUACAACAUAGACAUUGACGUAAAUAAUAUUUUGGAGAUGUUAGAGACAGGUGCGCUUCUGUGUGCUCACGCCAAUAACGUGACACGAGUGGCGGAUGACUUUCUGAAGAGGAGCGGACCCUCUGAGCUCCAGAUGCCCGCUUCUGGAGUCACUUUCAUCAGCUCUGCACAUCCUACAACAUUCCUGGCCCGGGAUAAUGUGACGAAUUUUAUCAACUGGUGUCGAAAAGAGAUGAGCAUUCCUGAUGUACUGAUGUUCGAGACAGACGACCUUGUCCUGCGUAAGAAUGAGAAGAAUUUUGUGCUGUGCCUCCUUGAGGUGGCCAGACGGGCCUCUCGUUUCGGCAUGGCUUCACCAGUCCUCAUUCAGCUGGAGCAGGAGAUAGAGGAGGAGAUUCGUGAAGAGAUGGAGGACUUGCCUGCUCAGCCCAAACCACAGAAGCGCUUGAUAAACAUCCAGAACCUGGAUGAGAUGGUCCAGUUUCUAAUAAGCCGAUGCACCUGCCCAACCCAAUUCCCCAUGGUGAAGGUAUCAGAGGGCAAAUACAGGGUUGGAGACUCCAACACUCUCAUAUUUGUUCGGAUUUUGAGGAAUCAUGUUAUGGUGCGAGUGGGCGGAGGAUGGGACACCCUGGAGCACUAUCUCGACAAACAUGAUCCCUGCCGCUGCACUUCUCUCAUCCAUAAGUUGACCACACGUUCAGCUACUCCGGUCCAUGAGAUCAAAGAGCGGUUGACCACACCACGACCUGAUGCCCAGUGUGCUUCUCAGACCACUCUUGUGCUGAGCCGAACUCAGUCCCCCCUUAAGCCAGUUGUCUGGACCCCUUCAGCCCCAUACAGAGCCCAGAGAGGAUGGCCCUCUCCCCCUCGCUCCUCCUGUUCCCCGGACCCUGAACAUCAGCCCACCCGCCGGAGAAACAGUCCCUCUCCUAACAAAUUAAGAGAGAGACCGAGUACUCCAUCACAUGUGUACACUUGUGCUGACAGAAAAGACAGCUUGAAAACAAACUCCGCCAGUAGGACAGGCAGAAAUGCAACACGGACAUCACCCACACCUCGCCUGACAAACAGUCUUCCACGGGCCACCCAUCAUCCUCCCACACCACAACCUGAGAUACAGCGUCCUCAAACACCUCUAGUCCUUCAGAGAAACACCAAUCAGAUCCAACCCCAGCAAGCGCCUGAGAAGAAUCUGGGUCAAACCUGGACCAAAUCGCAGUUUGUUUCCAAACUGAGACAAGCUGGAGUAAAAGGACGAGAGAACCCGGACAUACAAGAAAGUCCAGGAAGGACCUUCCAGAGUCUUCCCGGAAAUACACAUUCAUGUCCCAAACCUCCGAACAUCACCAUUCAUGAGCCGGAGAGCAAUGGGGGUCCUAAAAAGAGUCUCAUCCGCACCUUUUCUCCUCUUAAAGGGAUAAUAGGGGCCAUCUCAGAAGCACAACACACCAGACCUAGAACACCAGCUAAGAUCUCUCAAGAAGAUAAAACGAAAAACAUUCUGGAUGUAACUGAACAUGGAGCAGAGAGGUCAGUCAGCAAGAAGGUACAGCACUUGACCUUACCAGUGCCAAACAUUAUGCAGUCGCCUCUCAUUAGCAGCUCAAGUAAACCUUCUGAAAGUUUUCUUGAGUCUCAGAAGUCUAAAGCAGAUUUAGUUGAAGAGGGAGGAAUUGAGAGAAGUUAUCUCUUCACUCCCCCUCCUCUCAGCCCUUCUCAGGAAGCCAACCUCUACAAGAGCCUAGAGGAGGAAAUCUUGUCCAAUCUACAGCAGCUAAGCAUUGACUCGGAAACCAGCACUAGCUCUGAUGAGAAGCACCACGAGACUCCUAAGAAUUCGAGAGAGAUUCUAUCUGACCACUGUAAGGCCUCCAACAGAUCAGCGAGUCUUGAUCGGGCAACACCCGACAGUGGAAACAGGGCUUUUGAUGCAGUCAUUGCUGAACUCUCUGGCGGCCAAAGGAAGAUGGAGAAGGUGUCAGUUGAGAAGUGGGUGAACACUCUUCCUAAGGGUCUCAGAGUUAAGGUGGUGGAAGACCACACUACCGCACAUCACCUUAAGGUCUCUAAACCUCGUAUGACCAGUUCUUGGUCCUCAUUGGGAUCCAGUAUGGAUUCAAAGGAGACUGCUGAUCUUGUGAAGGUGCCAGCUGACAACUCGAAUGUUGAGACCAAAAUCCCCCCUGGUAAUGUAUCAGGUUUAGGAACUGAACAUGUAAAAAACCAGAGGAGUUGUUCAAUCAAACAAAGAAGAUCCUUAAGGAAGCCAGAGAGAGUGCCAUCCAUCUUUAAACUGAAACUUAGACCCUGUGUGCGACCGAGACGUGACCACAGGUCCGACCGAAAGCCUUCAAAGAUCCCAACACCAGUUUUCUACAAAAGAACAAGCUGCAAAGACGCCAACUCUCACAACCAGAGAGGAAAUGAUGCCUCACACGGGCCUUUCGGCACAGACAACUCUCGAGGAAACACUUGGACUAAACCAAAAUCUCAGGUCCCAAUACCGAGUGCAACAAAGUGCCAAAGAGCAAACAAGGAACCACACGCAGAUCAAGAUCUGGAAUCCUGGGUUUAACCAACAGCUCAGUAAAUUUAUAAUUUUGGAGUUUACAGAAAAUUUGACUGCUAAUUCAGAAAAGCCAUAUGUUAGUCAGGAAAUAUUCUUACUUGCUAUUCAAAAAAGCAUUUCUCAGAAAGCGUUUAACAUCUUUUACUAAGAAGCACAGCAUUUUCAUCAGAGAUAAAGUUGCCUUACACUAAAUUAAAUACUUUGGUUUAUUGAUUGUUUAUAUUUUUUUAAUGUAAAGUACAUGCAUUUACUGUAUGAAAAACCUCAUUGACUACUAUAGUUUUAAUGCCAUAACAAUGUAGCCAUGUAUAAUAUAAUAUUUUUUUAAAAAUGUUAACCAUAUGCACUGUGUCAAGAUGUUUACCAGUUCCACUCCGUGUACUAUGCACAAGCUAAAGGGAUAGUUCACACUAAAAUACUGUCAUAAUUUACCAUGUUGUUCCAGACUUGUACGACUUUAUUUCUGCGGGUAUCUCAUUUUGUGUUUCACAGAAGAAAGAAAGUCAUGCAAGUUUGGAGUGACACAAGGGUGAGUAAAUGAUGACAGAAAUUUCAUUUUUUGGUUAAACUGUGCUAUAUUCAUAGCUCUUUAACAUAUAAUUUGGAGUUGACUUAUUAGACUUUAGAUUAAGGAUCGCAACAUAGGUUGUCUGAAUUGAUAUCCUUUUAAAAUGAGCAUUUCACCUCAAUGUCACGCUUGGGCAGUCGGGGGCCUGUAGACGUGACGGAUCGGAUGUUAUUCUUCCAUACAAUCAGGCGUUGAGGGUGAUGAAACUUGCCUCAUUUAAUAAAAAUGAUACACUGACAACUGAGCCGUGUGAAUAUUUCCCACAUCAUAAUGCAUGGCCAUGUACAGAUUUAUACGUUUAUACUUUUACAUUUUGUAACAUGCUAUGAAUAUGUCAUAACUGUACAAGGAUUUAUCCCUGCGCGCUGUUUAUUCAUGCAGCUCCUCCAAGCAUUCCGCUAUCUUUUCUUCCUAGGCGUUUCCAAGUCACCUUGUGCUUCAAUGUUUUUUGCUGCAGGUUUUAUAAAUAACUCUUGGCAUAAGUCUGGAGCUAAUAAUAGCUUCGUCAGAACUGCAGCCUGUCACACUACAGCAGCUGUGCUCCCUUGCAACUUUCUUCUCCUUGUUCCCUCCCUCCAACCUCAGUCCCCUUUCAUCCCCAGACUCUUGUCAGUGCGGAGCACUUUUGAAGAUAUCCUCUGAGGACUGUGAGAGCAUGAUACUGUGAGGACCUCAAUUUUGUGGACUUCUUGGGAUAAAAAGAUUAAAUUCAGCCUUUUGGAAUUACACUGAAUCUCAUCCAGUUAUUUUGAAUGACAGUUUAGUCAAAUAAAAAUAGGAAAACAUGCUUCCAUUUGUCAUGUUACCUGAAAUGAUUCUCUUUGAUUAUUUAGGGAUUAAUGAACAUUAGUAAGCUUCACCAGCACAGUCGUUCCUCAGUGAGCCACAACAUUAAGCAGUGCCUCACUGAUUUACAUAGUGCAUGCUACGAAUCACACCUUGUUCUUACUGAGUACGUGUAGUGCAUUAUAUAAACAGUAGGGCAGAUACACUACCUCUGAAGAACAGAUACUGAUGUAAGUAUUGAUUUUGUACUCAUACAUCACACAGAAGAGAAUGCAUUUUCUGUGUCCAGUGUCCCUUUAUUAGACUUAUGUGCUCUUUACAUGUAGCCAUUUGUAUUUAAGAUGCAUUUGAUCAGACUUUGAUGUGUUGCAGAAGCUGGUCUGUAUGUGUGCCAGAGAUGCGCUGGGUUAAAUUAUUAAAGAAGGGAAUAUUUUUAGU
Messenger RNA from Megalobrama amblycephala (Wuchang bream), 4765 nucleotides. Its product is annotated as GAS2-like protein 2A. The record is from RefSeq and is a predicted model, not a curated record. The transcript is spliced from 6 exons. Gene Ontology annotation, cellular component: microtubule plus-end; stress fiber; cytoplasm. Gene Ontology annotation, biological process: regulation of microtubule polymerization or depolymerization; protein localization to microtubule plus-end; actin crosslink formation. Lineage: Eukaryota; Metazoa; Chordata; Actinopteri; Cypriniformes; Xenocyprididae. Gene Ontology annotation, molecular function: microtubule binding; cytoskeletal adaptor activity; actin filament binding. The coding region runs from base 295 to 2979 and encodes 894 amino acids.